Peromyscus californicus insignis is the source of this 5619-nucleotide messenger RNA. It is a transcript of the gene Banp, whose product is annotated as BTG3 associated nuclear protein. Gene Ontology annotation, biological process: protein localization to nucleus; negative regulation of protein catabolic process. Lineage: Eukaryota; Metazoa; Chordata; Mammalia; Rodentia; Cricetidae. The record is from RefSeq and is a predicted model, not a curated record. The coding region runs from base 3480 to 5126 and encodes 548 amino acids. The transcript is spliced from 14 exons. Gene Ontology annotation, molecular function: DNA binding.
UUGUUCUGUAGUGAGCACUCAGGUUAGCCACUUCACUUUUUUGCUGGUUCACUGACCCAGAAGUGCGUGGUGCAGUGUUUGUUGUACCCAUAGCACAGGGAUAGCAAGGCAAUGCAUUGGGCUGGCAUACUUGCAAGCUGUACUUAAUGAAAUAGGCUGCAUCUGCUAGGGUCUUGUAGCAGAGUUUUAACAACCCAUGCGCUCAUGAGCACUCUUAGGCCCACCUGCAGAUUCAGUCUGCCAUUAAGAAUUUGAGAGAAACUAUUAGUGAGCUUUCUCCCCUUCAUUUCCUCUCCUGAUGUUGACAUCUUAUACAAGGAACUAUCUACAGAAAGCCAGAAAUGUAUCUAACAGCAAGGAUACCUAGAUUAUAGACCUUACGCAAGUUCUAGUAUUCCACUGACAUCUUUUUUUGUUGUUUGUUUCAGGAUCUAAUUCAGGACCCCAUACUCUAUUUAGUUGUCAUAUCUCCUCCAGUCUGAUAUUUCCGUCAUCCCAGAGUAUUCUCCAGUGUUUAUAAGUCUUGACAGGAAGAAAAGUACUAUCUCUGGAAAAAGCCCAGCAAAUAUGUACCUCCAAAGCAACUGGUUGAGGCUAAUGAGGCCAGUAGAGACAGUGAUGUCAAAUACCCCAAAAGAUAAACUAAGGACACAUCAGUUCUCUGCUAGAAAUAUAUUCAUGAGAAAAUGUUAGAUGCAUAUGGGGGAGGAAUGUUCACUGGAACUCUGACCAGUACUUCUCCAGGUGAGGGACUCAGAAUCUACAUGUGGUCAGGGUGUGUGUGUGUGUGCACAUUGACACACUGAAGAGCCACAAGCUUUGCUCUGUGAGUGGUUAAUAGGUGCCUAAGGGAAGUGGAGGCUCCAGGUACAGAUUUCUAGAUGAGUCCACAACAAUAGUUUUACUAAUGCCAUCCCAUGUAGCUUAGCCUGUAUUCUCAGAAUCAGUUAUGCUAUAGAAUCCUAAGGUGCAUAAUUGAAUUCUAUGAUGCAAGGCUGACUGUAAUACCCAUAUAACUUAAAGGGCCAUUGUGGUGUUAUUGUGUUCCCCAAUAUAUCGUGCACCCUAAUAAAUUUAUCUGGGGUCAGAGAACAGAACAGCCACUAGACAGACAUAGAGGCCAGAAAAUGGUGGCACUCACACCUUUAAUCCUAUCACUUGGGAGGCAGAGAUCCAUCUGGGUCUCUAUGAGUUUAAAGCCACACUGGAAACAGCCAGGCAUGGUGACUCAUGCCUUUAAUCUCAGGAAGUGAGCCUUCAAUCCUAGGAAGUGAUGGCAGAAAGCAGAAAGGUAUAUAGGGUGUGAGGACCAGGAACUAGAGCUGGUUAAGCUUUCAGGCUUUCAAGAAGCAGUUUAGCUAAGAUUCAUUUGGAUAAGGACACAGAGGCUUCCAGUCUAAGGAAACAGGAUCAGCUGAGGAAUUGCGAGGUGAGGAAGCUGUGGCUUGUUCUGCUUCUCUGAUCUUCCAGCAUUCACCCCAAUACCUGGCUCCAGGUUUGUUUUUUAUUAAUAAGACCUGUUAAAAUUCAUGCUACAGGCCAUCUCAUUUAUUUCUAGGAAAAAAAACCAUUUCCCUUAGAAUAAAAAGACUAGACAGAUGGAUGCAUUGAGGGCCCCAACAGGAAUGUGUCAGGCUGAAGUUUUCUGUAGUAAAUGUUUUACAGUUUCUCUUCAUAAAAUCCCUCCCAGGGAAUUGGUCAGUGGAAGUGCUCCUAACCACCCUGCACUGUUGGUUAGCAAGGGAGAGAGUUACGCCAGCUUGGCACUUAGAACUCACUUCAUCAUCCCAGGCAGAAGCUUGCAGUGAGAUCUGGUAUUGAAAUAUAGGUGGGAGGUGCUGCUCCCUUGUCCUUAGUUCUCAAGGGCAGAUCUAGAACUCCGAUGGGCACUGCCCUGCAUGCAUGGAUGUAGUCUUCAAAAGAGCGGGGCUUGGAAUUGAUACUGGAACCUGGUGGAUGAGCUGGUGCCUCCAGAGCAUGGAACCACCAUCGAGAAGGGUGAAACAUUGCUGAAAUAGAGUGGAUUUGAUGCCCAUCUUGAAUUAACUUCUGCAGCUUUCAUGUCUACAUAGUUAAGAACUGUCCAGUUUGAUUACAUAUAUAUUAGCCUAUGGUGGAACAAACAUCUGCUUACCCCAAAGGAACCUCAUAUUGGUGAUGGUUCUCUAGAGUCUCAGUGGUGGGGUUCUCUAGAGGAAGCACCUAAAUGGUUGAUUGCAUACGAUAGUGAGCUUUGGAAGAAUUAAGUCUGGCAAGAGAGGCUAGAAAGGGUGAAAAGAUAGGAAGAGGUUUUGGCAUGUCACUGAAAAAGUUGAAAGAAGUGAUGGAGGACAUAUGUGAUAUUGACUACCAUUGCCUUUCUCUCAGGUCCUAAGGAGCAUUAAAAGUCAAGAAUCAUCAGUGGGGCAUGGCGGUGCACACCUUUGAUCCCAGCACUCGUGAGGUAGAGGCAGGUGGAUGAUCUCUGUAAGUUGGAGGCCAGCUUGGUCUGCAUAGUUCCAAGACAGCCAGAGCUACGUAGGAGGACCCUGUCUUAAAAUAGAAACAAAAAAAAGUUGAGGAUAAACAGUGCAGAGAAAGUAAAUAUGAGCUGGUGGUGGCGUACGCCUUUUAUCCCAGCACUUGGGAGGCAGAGGCAGGUGGAUCUCUGAGUUCAAGGCCAGCCCAGGGCUACAUAGAGAAACCCUGUCUCGAAAAAAAAAAAAAAAAAGUUGAGUGUGGGGGAGGAGCUAGUAGAGUGUGAGGAGGGCAGAUAAAAUCUGGACAGGUCCUGUGCUGAUCAACCUGUCAGAACAAACGCCAUUUCUGUGAGAAGCUGCUGUGGCCUGUUUUCCUUUGCCUGAAGAUGGACAGUUAGUUUAGUCCUGUGGAAGCUGGAAAUGGGUUUGGAUUGAACUGAAGUGAAACAGUGGUGUGUAUACACCCUGCUGCUACAAACUGGGUUUCCUUUGAACAGACAAAACCCAAGGCCAUCUUGCCAACAGAUCCAGGGAAGGAAUUCAGCUGCCUUGCAGUUCCCAAGAGCUAUAGGUUUCCAGGAUGGGGACAGUCCCCUUCUGAGCUCAGCUUAUGCAUUGACCAGAGCUAGGGAUGGCUUGGAAUGAAGAUCAUUGCUGCAGACCACCUUCUGUGCUUUGGAUGCAUCUCUGAAGACAUUAUAUAACUUCCUUCAUGGGAUCAGGAUGGAUCUCAGGCUGUGUGACCAGUUUACCAGCCGAACAUUGUUGGUCAGUGUGAAGUCAUGCUCGUGCCACGUUUCAGCCAAUGACAAGGCAAUAUCACCCCUGACCUCAGAGUAUCAAAGUUCUGUAAACACACCCUGUGAUGUCUAUAAAACCAGCAAAGUCAAGGACAGUAGCUCCCAGAGCCUGUCCUUGUGAAAUGACAUGUGACUGACCACCCUUCCAGGUGACAGAAAGCCCAUACCUCGCGACCUCUGGAUUCUUGCUUAUUGGUGUACCCCUCUUCUCGUGUUCUGGAUGAUGUCAGAACAGGACUUGGCGGAUGUGGUUCAGAUUGCAGUGGAAGACCUGAGUCCUGACCACCCAGUUGUUUUGGAGAAUCAUGUCGUGACAGAUGAUGAUGAACCUGCUUUGAAGCGCCAGCGACUAGAGAUCAAUUGCCAGGAUCCCUCUAUAAAGUCUUUCCUGUACUCUAUUAACCAGACGAUAUGUUUGCGGUUGGAUAGCAUCGAGGCCAAACUGCAAGCUCUGGAGGCUACUUGCAAAUCUCUGGAAGAGAAGCUCGACCUGGUCACCAACAAACAGCACAGUCCCAUCCAGGUCCCCAUGGUGGCUGGUUCCCCACUUGGUGCCACCCAGACCUGCAACAAAGUGCGAUGCGUCGUCCCCCAGACUACAGUAAUACUCAACAAUGAUCGGCAGAACGCCAUUGUAGCCAAGAUGGAAGACCCAUUGAGCAACAGGGCACCGGAUUCCCUGGAAAAUAUCAUUAGCAACGCUGUUCCUGGGCGUCGGCAGAACACAAUCGUGGUGAAGGUGCCAGGCCAGGAUGACAGCCAUAAUGAAGACGGGGAGAGCGGGUCAGAGGCCAGUGACUCUGUGUCUAACUGUGGCCAGCCAGGAAGCCAGAACAUUGGAAGCAACGUCACGCUCAUCACCCUGAACUCUGAAGAGGACUAUCCCAAUGGCACCUGGCUGGGCGAUGAAAAUAACCCUGAGAUGCGGGUACGAUGUGCCAUCAUCCCCUCCGAUAUGCUGCACAUCAGCACUAACUGUCGCACAGCCGAGAAGAUGGCCCUAACGCUGCUGGACUACCUGUUCCAUCGAGAGGUGCAGGCUGUGUCCAACUUGUCGGGCCAGGGCAAGCAUGGGAAGAAGCAGUUGGACCCCCUCACUAUCUACGGUAUCCGGUGUCACCUCUUCUAUAAAUUUGGAAUCACGGAGUCCGACUGGUAUCGGAUCAAGCAGAGCAUUGACUCCAAGUGCCGUACAGCAUGGCGGCGGAAGCAGCGAGGCCAGAGCCUGGCGGUCAAGAGCUUCUCCCGGAGAACACCAUCCUCAUCCUCAUACAGUGCCUCAGAGACCAUGAUUGGUACCCCUCCACCCGCCAGUGAGCUACAGCAGUCGCAGCCACAGGCCCUACACUAUGCGUUGGCCAAUGCACAGCAAGUGCAGAUCCACCAGAUUGGAGAGGAUGGCCAGGUGCAAGUAAUUCCACAGGGCCACCUCCACAUUGCCCAGGUGCCUCAAGGGGAGCAGGUGCAGAUCACACAGGACAGUGAGGGCAAUCUACAGAUCCAUCAUGUUGGCCAGGAUGGACAGUCGUGGGGCCUGUGCCAGAAUCCCAUUCCUGUCAGCGGUGACUCAGUGGCCCAGGCUAAUCCCUCCCAGCUUUGGCCUCUGGGAGGAGACACACUUGAUCUGCCUGCUGGAAAUGAGAUGAUCCAGGUACUGCAGGGUGCUCAGCUCAUAGCCGUGGCCUCUUCAGACCCUGCUGCUACGGGAGUAGACGGGUCGCCUCUCCAGGGCAGUGACAUUCAGGUUCAGUACGUCCAACUGGCACCUGUGAGUGACCACACAGCUGCAGCCCAGACGGCUGAGGCGUUGCAGCCCACUCUGCAGCCUGAAAUGCAGCUUGAACAUGGAGCCAUCCAGAUCCAGUGAGAUUAAGCACUGUAGGAGUACCACACCACAGCUGCUCACUGACCCUGCCCUGUGUCCUGCUCUCCUGCUUCAGCAGGACAACUGUGGAUUCUGCAGGGCACAUGAGAGCUCCUCCUCCUGGGGAAGGGUCCUGGCCAUCCCCUGCUGGAAGGCACCUCAGGAUUGAGUCCCACUGCUGGUCUCCGGAGAAGCAUAGUGCAGAGCGUGUUGAGUACAUUCAGAAAAACAAGAACUACGAUAUUUUGUUUAACAGCUUUUUUUAAUUUGCUAUGGUGUUUAUAACAAAAAAGAAAAUGGAAAAAAAAAACCCACACACAACAGAAACACAACUGUGGAGUAGCAGAAGCCUUGGCCGUGUGCUCUCUUCAGGGUCCUGACGUAGGUGUUGGGGCCAGCUGACGAUGCUGGAGCACUUCGGACCCGCUGCUAGGGGAGUGCUCCACAGUGUAAUUAUGCAUUUCUAAUGAAAUAAAAGUGUAUUUAUGGCCACAGA